Messenger RNA from Fopius arisanus, 679 nucleotides. Its product is annotated as serine protease easter-like. The record is from RefSeq and is a predicted model, not a curated record. The coding region runs from base 5 to 670 and encodes 221 amino acids. NCBI's taxonomy places the organism in Eukaryota, Metazoa, Arthropoda, Insecta, Hymenoptera, Braconidae. The transcript is spliced from 2 exons.
CUGAAUGGUGGGAGAUCUAGUCGACCCUGGUUCUGUUUUUUAUCGCCAGUCUUGGUUAAUACUUAAUCGUGUAUUCAACGCGACAGGAUUGAUUUUGGGAAAAAGACCAACAUUUGGACUGUUUCUAAUUAUUUUUUGUUUACUGUUGAUUAUUGUUAUAAACACAAGUAAUAUAUUCAAAAUGUUCUCGAUUAGUCAAGUAUUAAUACUCAUUUUCAUCGUUACGAAAUCGUUAUCCCAAUCGAGUCCUGACGCUUGCAGGAAUCCUAAUGGCGAUGUGGGCUCUUGCAUUAAUAUACGCCAAUGUACCGCUCUCAUGAAUAUCCUUCAAUCUCGACCACUGGACCCGCAGAACGUUAGAUUUCUACAGGAAUCCAGGUGUGGAUUUGAAGGUCGAGACCCCAAAGUUUGCUGUGUUGGGCAGCAUCAAUCGGUGGGGCCUGAUUCGGAUCAAAAUGGGGAAACUAACAACGGAAGUAUUGCCUCUCGGGCAGAUCUUCUGCCUGAUGAUUGUGGUCGUGACCUCUCGUUGAGAAUACUCGGAGGAGAACGAGCCGAAAUUGAUGAGUUUCCCUGGAUGGUACUCCUUGAAUAUCAAAAGCGUAAGAAAAUAAAUAGAAAUAAUAAUACUUUAUGCGAAUCAGUGAGUGAGUGGAAAAAAUGUGACUGAAUUUUUUUU